UCGAUGAUGUGAACAGGCCGUGUGUAGGUCCAUUGAAAGUGUCGCUCGUGGAUGUAGAAUCACGGAACGUGAUUCGGGCUAUUGUAACCGACUUCAAAGGAUCGUUGCGUUGAUUGCAUUUUUAGCGCUGGUAUUCUAAUGCCACAGGUGCGUCCCUACGUCGUGACUAAUUGAGGCGUCUUACCUUUUAAAAAUCGUUUGUUACAAAUAAGCCUUUAUUAUGUGGUAGUAAAAGGCUUACAACCUACCUCUUUUCCAGAACCAGACAAUGGUAUAACGAAACGCGAAGAUGGCAUUUUUUAAGAAUCUGAAGUCUCUUUUUACUGGUGGCAGCGAGAGUGCCUCUAAGAAGCGGCGCGUGCUGCACAAUGUGAAGGUCGGGAUCGACCCGGAGGCCGUCUGGGAGCUCCAGGGCGAGCUCGGAGAUGGCGCCUUCGGGAAGGUCUAUAAGGCGGUGCACCGUCAGUCGUUCCAAGUGGGCGCCGCCAAGGUGUGCGAAAUGGCAGAGGACGACGAGCUCGACAACUUCAUGGUCGAGAUCGACAUCCUUACAGAGAUGGACCACAAGCACGUGGUCAGACUGCUGGACGCCUACCUGCAGAGAAAGCAGCUCUGGAUGCUGCUGGAGUUUUGUGACGGCGGUGCCGUGGACUCGAUCAUGGUCGAGCUGGACCGCGGACUGAAGGAGCCCCAGAUCGCCUACAUCACCCGUGGCAUGGUGGAGGGCCUCGAGUAUCUGCACCAGCACAAGGUGGUCCACAGGGACAUCAAGGCCGGAAACGUGCUGCUCACCAUGGACGGAGGCGUCAAACUGACCGACUUUGGCGUGUCUGCCAAGAACAAGCACACGCUUCAGAAACACACGACGUUCAUCGGCACACCAUUCUGGAUGGCUCCCGAGGUGAUCAUCUGUGAGACCUCGCUCAGCGACCCGUACGACCGGCUGGCAGACAUCUGGUCACUGGGCAUCACCAUGAUCGAGUUCGCGCAAAAGGAGCCGCCGUACAACGAGCUGAACCCGGUGCGGGCGAUGCUGCGGAUACAGAAGUACGACCCUCCGACCCUGGACCGGCCGAGCCAGUGGAGCCGAGAGUUCAACGCCUUCAUCGCCGCCUGCCUGAAAAAGGACGCCAGCAAGCGGGCCGAGGCCAGCGAGCUGCUCCAGCUACCGUUCAUUAACCGCACCCUGGAUAACAAGCCGAUCCGCGAGCUGCUGCUCGAGUACAAGGCGGACGUGGUCGAGGGUAUCGAAGACGCCACCGACGAGGACACGCGGGCCUCCCGACUCAGCCUGGACUCUGGCCUGCCGCCGACCGACGAAGGCGACGAAGAGGCCGAGCCCGCCGACGCCGACGCCACCGAGCCGCCGCCGGCAUCACCCAAAAAGAAGCCGGCGCCGAAGCCGCCAGCCGUGGCCGAGCCGGCCAAGUCGCCAGAGAAAAAGAAGCCGGCGCCGCCCCCACCGGCCCCGGCUGCCGAGGCCGCUCCCGCUGCCGCGGCCGAGGAGAAGACGCCGGUACCGGCGGCGGCCAAAGAGCCGGCACCAGCCUCAGUGCCGGCCAAAAAGUCCGCCCCUGUCCCAGCACCAGCAGCCGCCCCCGCCAAGGAGCCGGCACCAGUCAAACAACCGUCACCAAGCCCGGCUCCUGGUGCGUCACCAACACCGACACCAGUCAAAGAACCAACACCACCUUCAGCGGCGCCGAAAGAAGCAGCACCAGCCCCAGCCAAGGAAUCACCGACUAAGGAAUCAACGCCUCUUCCAGCAGCAGCAACCAAGGAGCCGACACCCCCACCAGCAGCCAAAGAACCAACACCACCCCCAGCGUCAACCAACGAACCAACACCACCCCCAGCACCAACCAAAGAACCAACAGCAGCUCCGACGGCAGGCAAAGAAUCGUCACCUGCACCAGUCAAAGAGUUGGCGCCAGAUUCGACUCCAGUCGCGACGUCGGCGAAGGAAACACCUCCCGCAGCAGCUGUUGCAACAACGCCCUCGGCGACGGCAGCAGCAGCAGCGACCACGGCGGCGGCAGGAGGAGCGACAGUAGCAGCAUCAGUAGCGGCAGCGGCGGUGACCGUCCAGGACCCAGUUCCUUCAGAGGCAGCGUCUUCCGAAGCGUUAGCGGGUGAUGCUCUACCGUCACCGACCGCUGCUGCUGCUGCUGUCCCGUCCGAGGCCCCGUCUUCUGCCGACGCCCCUGCUUCUCCUUCUGCCCCGGCAGCUGCAGGAGACCAGGCCAAAGUUCAGCCAGAAGCGACAGCGCCGGUCUCACAGCCCGCCGCACCGCCGGCAGUGGCGGUGCCGCCUGCAGAGCAGCCCACACCGGCUGAGGAGGCCAUGCCCGCUCCGGUGUCAUCACCAGCGGAGCCCCAGCCGUCAGCGCCGGCCGAGUCGGCGGCGGCGCCUGUCCCGGCUGUCCCUGCCGCGUCUCCGUCUCCACCUGCCGAGCAGGCGCCGCCGACAGGCCCGGCCGAGGCGGCCGAGGCUCCGGCGGCUGUAGGGGAACCCGCGGAGCCGGCGACCGCCACCGGUCCGCCCGCGCCGGCAACUGCCGGGGAGCCGGAGGGGACGGCGAUGGAGACGGAGACGGAGCCGGAGCGGGAGCCGGAGCCGGCUGCUCCGAUGGAGGUGGACGACCAGCCGGUGGACCAGGGAGCGGCCGAGACGCCCAGCGUCGGUCUGGCGGCGGGUGACGGCGCCGCGCGCGUCAUUGUGUCGGCUGACGACACUGAGUCGGGCGGCACGGUCACCACGCUGAUCCAGAGCAGCGGUGACGGUGCGCGCAUACAGGUGGUCGACGACUGGCCGCAGCCGGCGGAGGGCGCGGCCCCUCCGCAGCAAGACGAGGAGGCGCUCUCCCCGCCGCCGUCACCGGUAGCCGGCGACGAAGAUGAGAGCGACGCCGAGCUGAGCGCCCACCAGAUCAUGGACUCGCUGAUCGGCGAGGUGGUGCGGCUGCAGCACGAGGAGGCCGAGCGCGAGGCGGAGCGCGCCGCCGCCGCCGCACUCGACCAGUCGCUCGAGGAGGCGCUUAUCUCGCUCGGCUCCGAGGCGUCCUCGGCCGACGACGAGGCCGUCUGGUCGGAGCUGCCGCCGGAGCGCGGCGCGGGAGACGCCGCUCCGGCCUCUGCCGACACCGGCGACACAGCCGUCUCGGUGGACGAGCCCGGCUCGGGCGGCGGUACAGGUGACGGCCCGGCGCCGGCCGAGGGGGACGCGGUGGAUAGCGCCGCGGCCGGCCGCCGGCUGGACGACAGCGAGGUACUGAUCGACGGCUGCAGUAUCGUGCAGAGCGGCCCGCAGGAGCCGGCGGACGGCGCGGCGGCCGCCGGUCGGCUGGAGCUCACCCUACAGGAGGCCGCCGAGCAGGAGCUGCCCGACCAGGAGCAGGAGACGACCGAGCCGCACGUGUCGGUGGUGCAGGUGGAGCCGGCCGACGACCACACCGCUGCCGGCGCCGACGGCACCUCACCGACGUCCCUGCUGGUGGCCGGCACCACGGUCGGCUCCUCGGACGUGGACCAGCUGCCGGAUGAUGAGGAGGAAGACGAUGCGGAAGACGAUGACGACGACGACACCGUCUUCUCGCCGCAGCACAACUCCACGGCGCGGCCGGUGUCCCGCGGUAGCAGCGAGGACAGCGGCGAGGAGCGCACCGGAUCCGACUCUGCUGGCAGCCAGAAGGAGAACAUGCCUCCGCCUGCCGCUCCGCCGCCGCCGGCCGCCUCCAAACAGAACCAGAAGCAGCCGCCGCCGGCUGAGCAGGAGGCGGAGGACGAUGACGAGGUGGUGCUCAGGAAGAAACGACCCGCCCCGGCGCCCGCUCAGGACACGUCGGGCGUGUCGCGCUCCUCCACCAUGAGUCGCACCAAGGAGGAACAGGCCAUCUCCAACCUGCGCAAGAAGACGCGGAAGCGCACGCGCCGCUUCGAGAUCGACGGCGUCAUCGUCACCACCACCACCCACAAGGUGUUCUACGGCGACGACGACUCGGCCUUCGUCGACGAGCACGUCUUCAGGAAACAGGAGCUGCGCGACCUCAAGAUGCUGCAGAAACAGGAGCAGAAACAGUUCCGCGAGCUUAACGCCAAGUCGCAGCUGGGCCGCGACAACCAGCAGCGCAAGUUCGAGUCGGAGAUGGCGCAGCUGGUGCGCCAGUACGACAGCGACCUGGACAGUCUGCAGCGGCAACAGAAGUCGCAGGUGGAGCGCGCAGAGCUGCAGCAGGAGAGCGACCUGCGCUCCGCCAGCAAAAAGAUCCGCGCCGAACAGGAGCGCGAGCUGAAGACGUUCCGCGACACGCUGAAGCAGGAGGUGCGCCUGCUGAAGCAGGAGACGGACAUGCUGCCGCGCGACAGGCGCAAGGAGGCGUUCCGCACGCGCCGCGAGCGGCUGGACGCCGAGCACCAGGCCAAGGAGCGCGACUUCAUCGAACGGCUGAACGAGUCGCACGAGUCUUCCCUGCAGCGGCUGGCCGAGCAGCACCGCGAGAAGAUCGCCCUCAUGGAGAAACAGUUCCUGCAGCAGAAACAGCAGCUGCUGCGCGCCAAGGAGUCGGCCGUGUGGGAGCUGGAGGAGCGGCAGAUCCACGAGAAACACCAGAUGAGCAAACAUCAGGUCAAGGAGGUGUUCUUCCUGCAGCGACAUCAG
Messenger RNA from Amphibalanus amphitrite, 4657 nucleotides. Its product is annotated as serine/threonine-protein kinase 10-like. NCBI's taxonomy places the organism in Eukaryota, Metazoa, Arthropoda, Thecostraca, Balanomorpha, Balanidae. The record is from RefSeq and is a predicted model, not a curated record. The annotation marks the transcript as partial. Gene Ontology annotation, molecular function: protein serine/threonine kinase activity; ATP binding. Gene Ontology annotation, biological process: protein phosphorylation. The transcript has 15 exons.